Monascus purpureus is the source of this 2572-nucleotide messenger RNA. The record is from the annotation of a GenBank genome assembly. NCBI's taxonomy places the organism in Eukaryota, Fungi, Ascomycota, Eurotiomycetes, Eurotiales, Aspergillaceae.
CGUGAUCAUUCAUGGCAUUCAUGGUUAUACAUCUAUAUGCUUCUAGCCUCCAGUGUCAUAUCUUCUCUCCUCUCCUAGCUCAGCUUCUUUCUCAUACAGAUAAUUGUCUUCUAGUGUCCAAUGUAGCCUAAUUUUCCGUCGCUAAAUAUGCUUCUGGAGCAAUAAAUAGCGCUGUAUUCCUCUGCCACCAAGGCUCGAUUGACUGUGUAUCGCCCUGUCAUGAACCCGUGUAGAUACGGUCUUCCUGGUGAUGGCUCAUUGCUUCGCACUUUCCUGAUUCGGCAUCACCCAGUGAUGUCGAUAAUCGAGGAACGUCCACUUCAAUGCAACCGCCAUGCUUGCUGCGUGGACUGCACGAGGCACACAAAUCCUUCGUUUAUGGGUAUCCAAUCGUGCAGAAUAACAUAUAUCCUCGAUGGCGCCCGUCCAUCCACGACAGUUCCACUCGCUCGCUCACCCGGGGGCUGCAAAAGGCCCACCAGCAACACCGGUGCUAGUCACGACCUUCAUCAGUCUCAAAACAUUCUUUCAGCUGUUCGCAGGGACAUUCGUCAUAUUCUUCGCGGGCGUAUUUUUCUGGAAAAUUGGCCGGUUUCUGCGGUUCAUCACUCGGAAUAGGGUUCUUGGGGAAGGGAAGACAACCACUACUCGAUACGCAAGGACGUGGUACGGUUGGGUCCCUUUAACCCGUCACGAGGCCAACAAGGAGGUGUUUAGGAGGUGCUUCGGCAGAAUCCGCGAGUGGACGGCCUGGAAAUCGUCGAGAGCGAAUUAUCGUUGGAUCUGGUGGGAUCCUGGGCAGAAGGAGCUUGAGAAGUAUAACCGGAGCAAGAGGCCGCUGCGAUGGUUACCAACUUUUUUAAGGAGUUAUGAAUGUACCCCUGCGGAUGUUAUCUGGAAUUCUGGACCCCCGCGUGGAUAUCGUUUUACGACUUUCGAAGAAAAGGAUUCGAUGAAUGCGACGGGGACUUCGUCAUUGCGCAAUGGACGGCCUUUGAUGUCGGGCGGCCUGCAAUCGCUCUCAAGAAGAUCAAAGCCAAAAAGCAGGAGAUCUGGGCACGAGCUCUUCAGAUCGGAUGAAUCAUCUGCGAUACCAGCAGUCAAGCAGGACUCCUACGACUACAGUUCUGUGCGAAGAAGAAAGCUGCCCGUGCGAGAUUCAAAGCCCGAUCAAAGCAACAUCUUUCUCUAUCGUGGAAGCCAAACAAGCUCAUAUAGAGGCAAAUAUACAAGUCUACCUCGUUUGACACGAAAACGACCAAGGCUAAGUCGAGCGGUUUCCCUUCCGUGCCUUGUCAACGGAAGACAGCGACAGGGAGGGUACCGCGUAUUAUCCGACUCAUCAUGGGAAAAUGAGAACAGUGGAGACUAUGAAAAUCCUGCAACAGUCUCUAAGUCACACCUCUCGCUCAAAUACAGAGCUUGGUCGACGCGGAUGCAAGUGCAGACCUGCAAGCUGGUCCGUCGUCGGCCGCACCAGUCGCAAGGGCCGCCAGGGAGUCCCAUAACAGAACUCUUGGCAAGCUUCUCAUCGGAAGAAAACACGUCUGUCAAAAUAUUUCGAGGAUUGAAAAGAGGGAUUAUUGGAACAUUUUCGUUUGAGCCAAAUAACCACAUUUCGGUGAGAUUGAAACGGGGUUAUUCCAGACAGCGAACCGCAGAGAGUGACGAUCAAUGUAGCCUCAUAGACUCUCCCCUCGGCCAGGAUUACUCCCCGUCGAUGGCCAAAACAUUUCCACUUAGAAAACCCAGAUUGCGGGCUUUUCGAGAUAUAGAACAUUUAAUUUCUUCACUGGAAAACCGUGACAUUAAAGACCUGCAGAGAGCACGCGCAACGCUGAACCAACAGAUCACUAACCACGCUGAAUCUUGGAGUACACUCCGCGGUUCAACUCCAUGUGGAGGCCUGAGCGAUUGGGAGGUGCAGCUGAUGCACAGUCUGGACCGGAAGUUGGAGUGGCUCCUCAAUGAGGUCGAUCCAGGCCGAAAACCAUUUCAUUUCCCAACCCUCGCAAAUCACUGGUUGAACAGGAAAUGCUGGGUUGUUACCGAUCCCUCCUCGCGCAUUAAUCAUGAUUCAAAACGAGAACGGGGUGAUCCGAGAUUCAACGUUCCAUAUCCAGAGCCAACAUAUGCACCAAGGCCGAAGUACUCCAUGCGUGUUCGAAGACGGGCCAGGACACCACGAAUAGAUUCGUGGAGAGUUGCCGUCAACCGACAGCGAAAAGAAGCAGGGCUCAAUGAUGUCAUACGAGCCGUGGAGCUAUUCGACAGUUCUGCCGAUGAGCCUCCAGACGGGAAAGUUGACCCUGCUUGCUGGAUUCUGAGGAAGCCUCCGCAGGGAUUUGGAAUGUCGACGAAGCAGAAGAAUGCAUUCUACGAAGGUGGUGCAGGCUGGCAGGAAAAGCUCGGAGAUUGGCAGAAGGUUGAUUGUCGAUACCGGAUUCACAAGGCAGUCCAUGAAGGCAAAGUUAAUAGGAACAGAGCAAAGGAGAUUGCGGCCGGGAUUACCAAAUACUACCGUGUUGCUUCCGCCAAAAUUUCAAGAAAGCAGCCAUUUCCAGAAGAAUAA